GGAUCGCAACUAACUCUUCUGGAAGGUUCUUGUGGCAAUAUCAACCACAUGGAUCUUCAGUACCACCGCCGUCAAAUUGGCUGUGCUUGGGUUAUAUAUGCGAAUCUUCACCACGCCCGUUUUCAAGCGAUGGGCCGUCUCUUUGAUGACCAUAGACGUUUGUUUCGGUAUCACCUUCUUCGUCGUGUUUUUAACUCAUUGCAACCCAGUCUCUCAAGAAUGGAACCCUGUUCCACGGGGUUCAUGCAGAUCUCUAACAUUGUCCGAGUUUUCCUCCAUCGCUCUCAAUCUGGCUCUCGACACGGCAAUCAUCAUUCUCCCUAUGCCAUGGCUAUACAAGCUUCAAAUCGCAUUAAAUCACAAGCUUUUUGUGAUGGUCAUGUUCAGUUUCGGCUUUGCAACUAUUGCCAUCAUGUGCUAUCGUCUUGAAUUGACAGCCCGAAGCCCUUCUGAUCCCAUGAUUGCCAUUGCAAGAGUCGGAGUGCUGAGCAAUCUCGAGCUUUGGAUUGGUAUUAUUGUUGCCUGCUUACCUACUAUGAAACCUUUUGUUAGAGUAUAUCUCAGACCCAGCCUAUCAAAGCUCUCCCAAAAACUUUAUGGCAGCCCCACAGUGUCAACAAAAGACGAAAAUCCACAACUUCAGCUAAGGAACUUCGGGGGUUCCGGACCUUCACGCCCCCAAAAAAAACAGUAACUACACUGAACUUUCUGAAGCUCCAUCUGUGCAGACAGAUACUGACGAGUUGCAUCUCGUUCCAAAUGAAUCAUCCAAUUUUGAUGCAAAUUGUGAAUCUAGCAACA
Botrytis cinerea B05.10 is the source of this 801-nucleotide messenger RNA. RefSeq lists its product as hypothetical. The coding region runs from base 98 to 694 and encodes 198 amino acids. NCBI's taxonomy places the organism in Eukaryota, Fungi, Ascomycota, Leotiomycetes, Helotiales, Sclerotiniaceae. The record is from RefSeq and is a predicted model, not a curated record. The transcript is spliced from 2 exons.